Manduca sexta (tobacco hornworm) is the source of this 1384-nucleotide messenger RNA. It is a transcript of the gene nudC, whose product is annotated as nuclear migration protein nudC. Gene Ontology annotation, cellular component: cytoplasm. Lineage: Eukaryota; Metazoa; Arthropoda; Insecta; Lepidoptera; Sphingidae. The coding region runs from base 203 to 1165 and encodes 320 amino acids. The transcript is spliced from 8 exons. Gene Ontology annotation, biological process: protein folding. The record is from RefSeq and is a predicted model, not a curated record.
AUUUACGUAUUCUGUGGACCCAUCGGCCCGAGUUUGUCAAUGGUUGCCAAGAAUUUGAAAAAAGAGUCUGCCAAAGAGAACAUAAACAGUGCGUUAUAAAUUAUUGUGCUUUGUGAUUGCGAAGAUAAUAGCGCGGGUUUUAGCAUUAUCAUUUAACCGAUACAAAUACUAGAGUCUAUAAUAGUAUUUAACUUAAUCUACAAUGGCAAAUGAUCCUGAACGAUUUGAUAGCAUGCUUCUUGCUAUGGCCCAGCAACACGAAGGCGGUGUUAAAGAUCUUUUGAAUACCAUUGUGAGUUUUCUGGCAAGAAAAACAGAUUUCUUCACUGGGGGUCAGGAAGGAGAAUGGGAACAGGUUGUAAAAAAGACAUUCCAAACUCAUGCUAAUAAAGCCAAGGAAGAAGCAGAUAAAAUUAAAAAAGAAAAGGAGGAAUCAGAAAAGAGACUUAGGGAUAUACAACAGAGAAAAGAACAGGAACGGCUCGCACAAGACUUUGUGCCUGCUACUGUCACUGAACUAACUGACCAAGAAGCUGAUAAAUUGCAGGAGGAUAUAGAUAAAAAUAAGAAAAAGAUGGGUGGUGGCGACAGCGGUGAUGAGCAACCCGCAGAACCCGAAGAAGAGGAGGAUCCUAAAGAGAAAAACAAACUCAAACCUAAUGCUGGUAAUGGAUGCGAUCUUGAGCAUUACAGAUGGACUCAGACUUUAGAAGAAGUUGAGCUGCGAGUGCCGCUGCGGCAGGUGCUGCGGCCGCGCGAUCUAACUGUGGUUAUCAACAAACGAUACCUGAAGGUCGGCAUCAAAGGUCAACCGCUCAUCAUCGACGGCGAGCUCGACGCCGACGUUAAAAUCGAAGAGUCCACGUGGGUGCUGCAAGAUGGACGCAAUUUGCUUGUCAAUCUGGAAAAGGUGAACAAAAUGAACUGGUGGAGCAGGCUGGUCACCACAGACCCCGAAAUUUCAACGAGGAAAAUCAAUCCAGAACCAUCUAAGUUAUCCGAUCUAGACGGUGAAACACGUGGUUUAGUUGAAAAAAUGAUGUACGAUCAACGGCAGAAAGAGAUGGGACUUCCCACCAGUGAUGAACAAAAGAAACAGGAUGUUCUGAAAAAAUUCAUGGAGCAGCAUCCCGAAAUGGACUUCUCGAAGUGUAAAUUUAAUUAAAUAACACCUACGCUCAACAGUAUUUUAAGUGAAAGCACUAAUAUUGCAUUACGUUUAUCAAUUCUAUAUUCAACAACAUAAUUUGUGUGGUUUUGCAUUUUUUCUGGUUAGAUGCUUUACCAACCAUUAUUUCAUAAUGUAUUUAUGAGUAUUGCUGUUUCCUUAUUGAUAUGUGAGCAAAUGGCAUUGAACCAAUAAACAUAUUCUAUAAUUUAAAAA